ACUUACCACUAAAUCUCAUACACAGGGCCAACAUAUUAUAAAAAUUUCUCCUUUUUUGAGGGGUAUAUUUGCAAUCACUUCGUCCAACUCCCUCUUCAAUCACUCCCCGGAUUCCAACUACGCUCCAGAAACAAUGAAAACCGUUGACAUCGCUCACCGACGUCUUCGCGCUCUCAUUCCCCGCUACCUUUCUACCGCGCCGGCGCCGGCCACCGAAUGCCUCGACGUCUCCACCUCUCUUCUCCGCCUGGCCUCCUUCUCACCCUCCUCCGCCCUCCGCUUCCUCACCGACUCCCUCGCCUCCCCCCACUUCCCAUCCCUCUCCGUCCUCUUCCCCUCUCUUCAACACUCCCUCUCCUCCCUCGACCUCCUUCUCCGCGCCUACUCCGACUCCGGCCGUCCCGACACCGCUCUCGAACUGUUCUACCUCAUGAAAGGCUCCAACUUGAUGCCUACCAUCGAUGCCUGCAACAAAAUCCUCAGCUCGUUCUUGAAAACCAACCAACCUCACAAUGCCUGGGUGCUGUAUGCUGAAAUGUUCAGGUUGAGAAUCUCUUCUAAUGUUAUCACAUACAACAUCAUGAUCAAUUUGCUUUGCAAAGAAGGGAAGCUGCGGAAAGCUUUGGCCUUUGUGGAGUUCAUGGAGGACACUGGAAUCAAUCCCACUGCUGUUACUUUCAACACUAUAAUUCGUGGCCAUUGUGACAAAGGGAAGGUUGGGGUUGCUUUGGAGAUGUUGAAAUUGAUGAGAAGUAAAGCAAUUGAGCCUGAUGAUUAUAGUUAUGGAACCAUUAUUGCUGGAAUGUGCAAAGGUGGGAGGGUUGAGGAUGCAGUCAAGUUGUUUGAUGAAAUGCUGCAAAGAGGAUUGACACCUACUGCCAUGAUAUACAAUGCAUUGAUUGAUGGGUAUUGUAAUAAAGGUUUGUUAGAUGUUGCAUUUGACUAUUGGAAUGAGAUGUCGAGGAGGGAGAUUGAGCCGACGGUGCGCACUUAUAAUUUGCUUGUGCAUGGAUUGUUUAUGGAUGGACGGAGUAAAGAAGUCGAUGAGUUAUUGAAGCAGAUGGAAGGGAAGAGGAUAGAAGCCGAUGCGGUUACUUACAAUAUCUUGAUUAAUGGGCAUUGCAAAGAUGGGAAUGUAAAGAAGGCAUUUCAGCUUUUCGCGGAGAUGUCAAGAAAAUGUGUUAGUCCUACAACAGUCACAUACACAUCACUUAUUUAUGCUCUUUGCAAGAAGGGCAGAGUUGUGGAUGCCGAUAAAUUGUUCAGAGAAGCAGCGAAGAAAGGUUUUUCUCCGGACCUUGUCAUGUACAAUGCAAUGAUUGACGGACAUUGUGCGAAGGGUGACAUGGUGCGGGCAUUUGCUCUCUUGAAGGAGAUGAAGAAGAAAGGUAUCACACCCGACGAUGUUACUUACAAUACGCUAAUGAGAGGGCUUUGCUUGUUGGGAAAAGUUGAGGAAGCUCGCGAGCUCCUUAAUGAGAUGACAACACACGGCAUUAAACCUGAUCUUAUUAGCUACAAUACUUUGAUCAGUGGUUAUAGCAGGAAAGGUGAUACGAAAGAUGCUUUAAAAGUUCGUGAUGAGAUGCUUAGCAAGGGCUUCAAUCCUACACUUCUUACUUACAAUGCGCUUAUACAAGGAUUAUGCAAGAAUGGUGAAGGUGAGCAUGCUGAGGAACUACUCAAAGAAAUGGUGAGAAAUGGUAUCAAUCCUGAUGAUAGUACUUAUAUUUCAUUGAUUGAAGGAUUUGGCAAUAAUGAAGGCCCUAUCAAGGAUGGAAAUGUCUAAUCUUAUGUUUGUUUGAUAGACAUAGAAUCAUUCAGUGGAAAAGUAUUGGUCUUUUCCUGAAAGGAAGGUGUUUGUUACAAUCUCAGAUGAGUGGAAGGUAUUGGGUAAGGAACAAAGCUUAAUCAGUGAUAAAUAUUGACAAGGUUCCAUUGUUGAUUUUUCUGGAAAUGAAUAUGAGAAGAAUUAAAAGAAAUUUCUUGAGAUGAUAAUUGAGUUUGAAAUGGCAAAGGUGCAU
Messenger RNA from Dioscorea cayenensis subsp. rotundata (Guinea yam), 2024 nucleotides. RefSeq names its product pentatricopeptide repeat-containing protein At2g15630, mitochondrial. Gene Ontology annotation, molecular function: protein binding. The transcript has a single exon. NCBI's taxonomy places the organism in Eukaryota, Viridiplantae, Streptophyta, Magnoliopsida, Dioscoreales, Dioscoreaceae. Bases 134 to 1789 code for a protein of 551 amino acids. The record is from RefSeq and is a predicted model, not a curated record.